This is a messenger RNA of Durusdinium trenchii, 1168 nucleotides long. The record is from the annotation of a GenBank genome assembly. NCBI's taxonomy places the organism in Eukaryota, Dinophyceae, Suessiales, Symbiodiniaceae.
CAAGGUUCGCCAUUUGGCUCAGGCCAUGUGAGUGGAGGCCUCCUUUUCAUCCCUACUCUUGAGGCACCGCCCGCGUCGUACCGGGUCGCCAGCGGGGCGCCAUGGGGGACUUCGGCCUUGGCAUCUCUCCUGCGGUGGAAGCUCUGAAGAAGGCGGCUUCCCCCAGAAGCGUCCAUACUGCGCAUCAAUUUCCAGGCGCCGAAGGGCGGCUGACGCCUCUGGAGUUGGAUGCCAACCUGCAGGUCGCAGAGGUCAUGUACCGCAACCUUUUGCUGGGCAAGAAGGUGCAGAUGGACUUCAAUGUGGGCAUGGACAGUUGGUACCGAGAGACUUUCGGAGAGGACUGGGUCAAGAAGAACUUGGCUCAACGCCGAGAGCUCGAGAGACAGGCCAAGGAAACAGGGGAAAACAGCCCCAUGUGGGUGGAAGCAGCUUCAGGCUCAUCCGAUUUGGCCGCUGAAGUGCUGCAACUGGGCCCCACCGGCGGGGAGUGCUUGCGCCGGGACGGCGUAGACCGUGAGGCAGUGCUUGAGCUGCUGUCCUCCCUCUUGGUGAAGGUGCAGAUCUCCCACUACGCACGCUGCGGCGCCGGGGAGAAGCAGAAUGGCUUGAGGGCGAUGGUCGCAGUGAUGUGGCACUUCUAUGCCGAUGCGGAGGUCUUAAGCCUUUGUGCUGACUCUUUGCGCGCAGUGAUCACGAACAAUAAGUACAACUGUGAUAGCUUGCUGGCACUUUGGACUCCAGUGCAUCCACAAGAGCGACAUCACGGUCAAGUCGAGAGGGGUUGGUCGUUCCUGCGCAUUGCGUUCGACGCCUUUGUCUUCCAAGCAGGUGGCGAGGUCCACCCCCGCGCCAGUGCUGCCAGCAACGCCAGCAGCGCGGGCGCGUCACGCGACAAGGAGGUGGCCGUGAAGGUUGCGCGCUGCAUCCUGGCGGCCAAAGGCUCACCAGUCAUGGAGGCACAGCUCCGUUUGCUCAAAGCGACGGCUGAAAGGCCAUGUCAAGAGCAUCGUGAGCUCCAGGAGAUGCUGCCCAAGAUCAUCCAGGUGACCAAAGACCUGGCUGGGAGGCUGAAGGGUAACGAGGUGCUUUCGGAGCUGUUGGCGCUGCUGGAGGCGUGACGAGGCUCAGUCAGGGUGGAGCCAUGGCAUCAUGGAGUAGUUGGUGC